Hemicordylus capensis (graceful crag lizard) is the source of this 3191-nucleotide messenger RNA. It is a transcript of the gene TSPAN6, whose product is annotated as tetraspanin 6. Bases 396 to 1148 code for a protein of 250 amino acids. NCBI's taxonomy places the organism in Eukaryota, Metazoa, Chordata, Lepidosauria, Squamata, Cordylidae. The transcript is spliced from 8 exons. The record is from RefSeq and is a predicted model, not a curated record. Gene Ontology annotation, cellular component: membrane.
CCGUUUGGCGCCAUCUACUGGCAGAAACUAGACGCGCCCCGACCAGUCCGCGCUUCCCAGCGGCCAAUGAAUGAGGCGCCUCUCUCGGUCUCUCCAGGACCUUGCGGCUCUUCCGCGCAUGCUCAGAAGCAGUGAGGGGCUGGGGAAGGAGAGGGGCGGAGCUUGCUCGCCUUUGGGCAGCUUCCGGAGAGGCGCUACGUGGCGCCCUGGGAGGGCGGGGAAAGAGCCGGGCUCCCUCUCGGCAACCUCCGGCGGAGCUCGGCUGGCUCCGGCAGGGCCCGUCGUGGGCGAGGCCGGGCUGAGGCGCUGGUCUCUGUUCGGCGACUUCCGGGCAGUUUCGUCUCUUUCCGGCGGCGGCGGCAGCAGCAGCAGCUGGAGAGCUGGAGGAGGGCGGCAUGGCGUCCCCUUCGCGGAGGCUGCAGACCAAGCCGGUCAUCACCUGCCUCAAGAGCGUCCUCCUCGUCUACACCACCGUCUUCUGGUUCUCUGGCAUCGUCCUCCUGGGCAUUGGCAUCUGGGGGAAGGUGAGCCUGGAAGUGUUUUUCUCCCUGUUGAAUGAGAACGCCACCAACGUCCCCUACGUCCUGAUUGGCACGGGCGCCGUUAUCAUCCUCCUGGGCACCUUCGGUUGUUUUGCCACCUGCCGGGGAAGCACAUGGAUGCUGAAACUGUAUGCCAUGUUCUUAACCCUCAUCUUCCUUGUGGUGCUGGUGGCUGCCAUUGUGGGCUUUGUCUUCAGGCAUGAGAUUAAGAACAGCUUCAAGAGUAACUUUGAGACCGCUGUGAAGGACUACAGUGGGGCUGGAACGGAGCGCAGCCGGGCCGUCGACACCAUCCAGAGCACGCUGCACUGCUGUGGCGUGGUGAGUUACACUGACUGGGAGGAAACUGCCUACUUCAAGCAGGACGGCAUGCCCGGGAGCUGCUGCAGGUCCAGAGAGAACUGCACCGACCUGAAGGAUAAAGCCACCUUGCAGGGGAAGGUCUAUGUGAACGGUUGUUACAACCUGGUGAUAAAAACAAUGGAGUCCGAAAUGGGCAUUGUCGCUGGGAUUGCCUUUGGCACGGCUUGCUUCCAGUUGGUUGGGAUCUUCCUUGCCUGUUGCCUCUCCCGCUCCAUCACAAAUAAUCAGUACGAGAUGGUUUAACUUGAGGACCUGCCCGUCUUCAACCCACCACGAGAAUUUUGGGACACUUCCUUUUUUGGGGAAAAAACAAAUCUUUUGGGAACCACUUCAUUGGCAGACCCAGCCUGCUGAAAUCCUCUUUGAUCUCUUCUGAACCUGAUUUUUGGGGACUGAGCAUAGGAAGAGCUGUGUUCUCCUCUUGGGAUGCUGUCACAGUUGCGACACCAUUAGUGUUAAGGCAGUUGGCUACAUCCAGUGGUCCCUCUAACAGGGAUUCCCAGAUGUUGUUGACUACAGUGCCCAGCAUCCCCAGCUGCAUUGGCCUUUGACUGGAUUCUGGGAGUUGUAGUCCACCACAUCUGGGAAUCCCUGUUAGAGGGACCACUGGCUGCAUCCUUCAGGGAGGGAUAGUGGCUUACUGCACACCCCCUACCCCCAGGAGCAGUGGAAUUUGCUUUCCAGUCCAGCUAGAACAUCCCGGAGGACUAAUGUGCCCGCAAAAAGGGAUUCUGAGUUCUUGGAGGAAGCAUGGAGCGGUUUCCCAUUUCACAGACAAAAGCUGCUGCUCUUUGUUAGAUGCCCUUUCCACCUCUCGUGUGCCUCUUUCUCCUGCACACCGGAACCAAAGUAAGCAGGACAAGUGUGCCCUGGACUUUGAGCCUCCCCAGCUGUGCCCCACGGCCAGACUGCAGCAGUGUGCCUCUUUCCCAGGGACGCCCUGGAAGCCAGUCUGAAGGCACCCAAUGCGGCUGGUGAGGCGCCCGUGGCCUUGGUGCUCCGGGGUCUGCACUGACUCUCUUCAAGAUGCUAGUGAAGACCGAGGAAGCCCGGCUUCGCUGCGCCUCCGCCUCCGCCUCCGCCUCCUGUGCGUGUUCACCAUGACCUUGAAGUUUGAUCAGGAAUGCGUUCAUGCACACAGGGAGGCCGCCUACCUGCCUGCCUUUCCGGCUUUGAAAUCCGCUUCCUCUGGAGUCUUGCUGAAGCCUGAGCCCGUCGGUCUUCUGGGAGCAGGGUGGGCUCUCUCUCUACCUGCUCCCGCCACCCCCGGUCUGCCAGUGGCCUGGCAUAUAAGCAGUGUCCACUGUCCACCCUGAGUCGAUGGGAAGGCGGGGGGCAAAUCUACUGCAUAAAUCAUGGAUACCUGAAUGAAUGAAUGAAUGAAUUAGUGCCUGGGCAUUGACGUGUAGUCAGCUCGCCUCCCUGCCAUUGGGUUCUGGAUGGCCCAGUGAAGCACGGCACCUGAGGGAACACUAAGGCCAUAUUUGCACACUUGCUUCCGUUUAAUGAACACUAAACCUGCUCCCAAGUCCUGGCCGGAACAUUUCUGGCCAAGAGUCAAAGUGAGAGAGCAAAAAUAUAUAUAUUGGGAGAGGAUGACGCUUGUAAGCCAUUUCAUGGGUUCCCCCAGAGAAGGGUGCGUCUUCUCCAGAAUUGCUCCCAGGUCUUGGACUACAACUCCCACCAUCCUCCGCCACCAUGGCCAAAGGGGAUGAUGGGAAUUGUAGUUAAACAACCUCUGGAGACCCAAGCCGCCGAAUCCUUGAGGGUGCCUCCUCCUUGCGUGCUCUCCUAGGAAGGCAACCUGCUAGCUUCUUCGUCUCCUGUGGCCUUCCUUGCGAGGGGAGCAGCUCUUGCUCAGUUGCUGCCGGGCUCCUGGAAAUCGGAACUGAUGGGAAACGGGAGGCGGAAAGGGAAUUGUUUGUGCCUGUCGAAAUAAGUGUAGUCUUCUCCGCCUGGGGCCAUGUGCUCCAUAGUGCCUUGACUUCUUUUCUGUCUCUGGCUGAAGUUUUUAUAUUACAUUUAAAAAGUUGUAUUUUGAUGAUAAACCUUUAAUUGGACUGUAGUGUGUGUGUGUGCACUCUCUCAUUGUGUGUGUGUUUGUGUGUUUCACAAGGCUCCGUGGAGGGGCCCUUCAGCCUUAGCAGUCACUGCCCCUCUGGGUGGGGCGUGAUUUUGAUCCUCAGUAUUAAAUGAUGCUUUAAACACUUGGUGGAUUUUUCUUUUUGUACUAAAUAGGAAUCCUCCUUUUCUUGAAAAUAAAGGAAUAAAUUACAUAUUCUUUAA